GUCGGUUUCAACUUUUAACCCAUUUGGCUUCUAUAUUUUUUUCCUAGUCGCGUUGGAUCCGCGUGACUCUUUGCUAUAAAAGGCAAAGCUUGCGGUAUCAUCGCCACCAAAAACACUACCAUCGUCUCUAACGCCAAAAGAUCACCGAAGGGACCUUUCACUCUUUCAGUGUUCUCACUGUGCGCAUCUGCGUUUCUAGAUCCACAACGUGCUCCCGCUGUUCCGUUUAGCUCUCAGCGCUUGCUUUUGCUAACGUGAUCGGCGGACAUGGCGGAUCAAGAGCAUCAUCACCACCACGGGGAGGGGAGCGCCGCUGAGGAGGGCGCGGUGGAGGCCAAGGAUCGGGGAUUGUUUGAUUUCUUGGGGAAGAAGGAAGAGAAGAAGCCCCAAGAGGAAGCGAUCGCGACGGAGUUCCAUCAGAAAGUGAAGAUCGAAGAGGAGGAGAAGCCCAAGGAGGAGGAGGAGGAGAAGAAGAAGCACGGCAGCCUCCUUGAGAAGCUCCACCGAUCUGAUAGCAGCUCUAGCUCUUCGAGCGAGGAAGAGGAGGAAGGAGAGGGAGGGGAGAAGAUCAAGAAGAAGAAGAAGAAGGGGUUGAAGGAGAAGAUCAAGGACAAGAUCCCAGGGGAUCAUAAGGAAGAAGAGAAGCCGGCGAAGCACGCGGACACGACCGUCCCGGUGGAAAAGUACGAGGAAGCGGCGCCGGCUCCCGCCGCGGCAGAGACGGAAGAGAAGAAAGGCUUCCUGGAUAAAAUCAAGGAGAAGCUCCCAGGCGGCCACAAGAAGCCGGAAGAGCAGGUGGCUUCGCCGCCGCCGCCGUCGGAGAGCAUUCCGGUGGAGCACCACGGCCACGAAGGGGAGGCCAAGGAGAAGAAGGGCAUACUGGAGAAGAUCAAGGAGAAGCUGCCCGGGUACCACCCCAAGAGCGGCGAAGAGGAGGAGAAGAAAGAAACUGGUGAACCCCAUUAAAGGGAGAAGAAAGCAAAGCAAUUUGAGUUUUUGAGAAUGGUGGCUGUAUUAAAUUAGCUGUUUGGUUUAUUUCAAGAAGCUGGUGAUGUUUGAUGUAUCUGAUGAUGAUGAUGAUGUGGCUUUAUUUAGUUUCUGCCUUUUUAUUUUUUCUUUUUUUUUUUUUAUUUUUUUUUUAAAAAGGGUUUAUGAAUACUUUGUGUUUGCUUACAAGUAAGUAUAUUUAAAGGGUGAUGUUGUGUUGAUUUUAAUUUGUGAAUUGAAUUUAUGUUACUCUUCAUGAA
Malania oleifera is the source of this 1247-nucleotide messenger RNA. RefSeq names its product phosphoprotein ECPP44-like. The record is from RefSeq and is a predicted model, not a curated record. Gene Ontology annotation, cellular component: membrane. Gene Ontology annotation, biological process: response to water. NCBI's taxonomy places the organism in Eukaryota, Viridiplantae, Streptophyta, Magnoliopsida, Santalales, Ximeniaceae. The transcript is spliced from 2 exons. Bases 268 to 966 code for a protein of 232 amino acids.